UUUCCUAGUACGAAGUCAGAAAUGUCAAGUUACGAGUUUCAGACGAAUGCCGUGUUGGUCUCAUAUUUAUGACGUUGUUGCCGUUGCCCCUGCGCUUCUCCCUGGUUAACCCCGUUGAGUGAACGGCCUGGUUAACGAAACGCGUAUUCACAACUAGGAUUUUUCUCUUUGAAAUGUCAACAAUGGCGCUUGGAAUUACUACAUAAUUGGUUUACUUGUUGUGGGAAUAAAGACGAAGCAGGAUAUUGUAUUUACUCUUCGUGUUUUUUUUUUGUUCUUCGUGUUUUAGACCGUUUCGCUUCUAAGCUUGCUGCUAGUUUGCCUAGCCGCAUUGCUUUAGGCCUCUCCCGCUUUGUUUUCUUUAUAUUUUUUGGAUUUCCCAUCGGAGCGUCUGCGGAGCAAUUAAUCUGGGGUGAUUCUUGAUCGGGACUGCGUUUUUCUCCAUCACUUGGACUACAUUUGGAAAUCUCUGCAUUUGUAAAAAAAAAAAAAAAAAAAAAAAAAAAAAACCGUUGUCGAAAGUGGACGUUGCGGGCUGACGCCGUGAAGUCUGCUCAGGCGUUCACACGGACGUUUUAAUGAACAUUGACCUCCCUUUCACCGGACCCUUAUUUCUCGUUGUAAUAUCUUUAACUCCGGACUGAUUGUAGUGUUUGGUAUUCAUUAACCUCCUCUGGAUCCAUCAUGACAUCCUGCGGGUUUUCUUUAGCUGCUAAUUCCGCUGCUGUUGUUGGGCUUUGGGCUGAAUGGGGUUUGUUGGCCUUGGCAUAAGAGAGGAAAGGGAGCGUUAGCUCAUUGUGUUGAUAGUAGAUAAUCUGAUCUGACAGGAAAACGUGUGUGUAAAAAAUGUCUUGUGUUCAUUACAAGUUUUCCUCUAAACUUAACUACGACACGGUGACUUUCGACGGGCUGCACAUCACCGUGAGCGAGUUGAAGCGCCAGAUCAUGGGCCGGGAGAAGCUGAAGGCCGCAGACUGCGACCUCCAGAUUACCAACGCCCAGACUAAAGAAGAAUACACUGAUGAUGGCGCUCUAAUCCCCAAAAAUUCAUCUGUCAUCAUCAGGCGUAUACCAAUCGGUGGUGUAAAGGCAGCCAGCAAAACAUUUCUUAUUGAUCGAUCUGAACCAUCAGUUGGAUCUUCAAAAGCCAUUGAUGAUUCUCCCUCCAUUUCUCUGGCCCAGCUCUCUAAGACGGCGAAUCUUGCAGAGGCAAACGCCUCGGAAGAAGACAAAAUCAAAGCAAUGAUGUCACAGUCCAAUCACGAAUACGACCCCAUUCAUUACACAAAGAAGCCGGUGGGUCCUCCUCCUCCAAAUUACACCUGCUUUCGCUGUGGGAAAAGUGGACACUACAUCCGAAACUGCCCGACCAAUGGGCAGGAUAAAAGUUUUGAGGCGCCUCAGAGGAUUAAAAAGAGCACAGGGAUUCCUCGCAGCUUCAUGAUGGAAGUGGACGAUCCAAAUAUUAAAGGCGCCAUGCUGACCAACACUGGCACUUAUGCCAUUCCCACCAUUGACGCUGAAGCUUAUGCAAUUGGAAAGAAGGAGAAGCCACCCUUUGUCCCUCAGGAACAGUCAUCCUCUUCUGAUGAUGAAGAUCCUGUUCCAGAUGAGCUGCUCUGUCUGAUCUGUAAAGACCUCAUGGCUGAUGCCGUUGUGAUUCCCUGCUGCGGAAACAGUUACUGUGAUGAAUGUAUUCGAACAACUUUGUUGGAGUCAGAGGAACACGUUUGUCCCACCUGCAACCAGUCUGAUGUUUCACCUGAUGCUUUAAUUGCCAACAAAUUCCUACGUCAAGCUGUGAACAACUUCAGGAAUGAAACCGGCUACACCAAGAGAAUUCGCAAAGCUGCUGCUCAGAGUUCUGUCCCCGCACCCCAGCCUCAACCCCGCGUCCAGCGCCCUGUUCAGCCCCUCAAACUUCUAAAUUCCCGCCAGCAGGAUCCGCUACGCGCUCACACGCCACCCCAGAACCCACCUGCUGCCGUAGCCCCACCCCCUGCCAUUACGCCACCCAUUACUGUCACUCAGCAGUCUUCAGCGAUGCCUCCUGAGGUUGAUGCUUCACCUGUGGCCGUAAACAAUAGUUCCUCCCCCGCAGUGGCUCUUUCUCCACCACAGCAGCCCAAGCAAGAUGAUGUUGUCAUACCUAAAGAGCCAGAAACACAGCCAACAUCUGUGAUAUUAUCUGACAGUCUGCUUCCUACUCCAGUUAUUCCAAAAGGGCACCACGUUCCAGUGAUCAGCCAGCCACAUGUGCACACACUUCCUCUCCCCAUUCCCAGAUCAGGACCGUUGAGGCCUGGCGCCCCAAGACUGCCGGCACCCCGGCCUGCAUGGGAUCCGUCCUCAGGCCGAGGCCGGCCCCUCCUUAAUGAUCGGCACCCAAGGACACUAGUUCCUCCAGUCCAACCUCCUCCUGUUGCUCCAAACCUUUACCCUCCCUCUCUGUUCCCUCCCCCUCAGCAUACUUUGCCCCACCUGCCUGGUGUUGUGCCUCCACAGUUCCCAAUGCAGUUCCCUCAGGGGCAACAACUUCCCCCCCCUUUCAACAUGCCUCCCCCAGGUUACCCUCCUGCCCCAACAAAUGUACCCAGUCCCUGGGUUCCACCAGGUACUCAGCCCCCACUCACAAACCCUCCAGUACCCCCAAUACCAGCAGCACACUUACUGUCCAAGGAGGAGUUCUAUAGACAGCAGCGUCGACUGAAGGAAGAGGAGAAGUCCAAACUUGAGGAGUUUACCAAUGACUUUGCCAAAGAGUUGUUGGAGUACAGAAAGAUCCAGAAGGAGAGAAGGCGGUCCUAUUCCAGGUCAAAGUCUCCAUAUCGAUCCUCCUACAGUGGCUCAUCCUACUCUUACUCAAAGUCCAGAUCCCGUUCUCGAUCUCCACGUUCUUAUUCACGCUCCAUAUCACGAUCUCGCUCUAGAUCGCGUUCCCGUUCUCGUUCCCGAUCCCGUUCUCGUUCCUACUCUCCAUACUCCCGAAGAGGCAGAGGUCGUAGCCGCAGUUAUCGUUCUAGAUCACGCACACCCCCAUACCAUCGCUCCCGAACACGCUCUCCUUCCUAUAGAGGGCGGGAUGGAGGAGGAGUGAGUGGAGGUGUCUAUCGAUCUCGCUCUAGGUCACCAAUCUAUAGGGCCCAAAGUCCUGGCAAGAAACUGCCUCCAGCUUCUCAGGUAGAGGACCGCAAAUAUGGCGGAAGGUACAGAGAGAUUCCUCCAUAUGAUGCCAAAGCUUACUAUGGGCGAGUGCUUGAUCAAAGCGAUCCCUAUGAAAGGGAAAGGUAUCGCGAGUGGGAGAGAGAGUACAGAGAGUGGUAUGAGAAGUAUUUCAAGAAUUACGAGGGGCCACAAGGUGGUCAGAUCAGAGGCCGUGGUCCAGGUGGACGAGAUCCAUAUUCUCCAGAGCGUUUCCCACCUCACAGACCUAGAGACAACUCGCCGUAUGGCAGGGGUCGCCGAGAGGACUAUCCACCACAUGGCAUCCCACCAAGAAAUCGUCCAUUGACUUAUCAGGAAAGGUGUGCAGAAAAGUACGGCCAUCUUCAUGUCAACAAUAUGGCAGUUGGAAGAGGGAUAAACAAAGAAAGCCUGAAACCCACCAAAGAACGAGAGCCAACCACAAGCACUGCUGUGGACUCUAAGGGCCUGAAACACAAGAAACAUAGGAAAAAAAGGAAAGGGGAGGAGGGAGACAUGUUUAGCCAUUCUGACUCAAUGGAGGAAUCUAAGAAAGAUGAACGUAAGGGAGACUCGAUGCUGAUGAACUCGAGUCGUGAUGAUGCCACACCAGUCAGGGAUGAGCCCAUGGAUAGUGCCUCUGUGCCCUACAAGAGUGCUUCAGACAAGGAGAAAAAAGAUAAAACCAAAAGCAAGACCGAAAAAGUUAAACGCAAGACUGAGAGUGGUACACAAAAGAAAGAAGCUCCGGCAAAAAGCACCAAGCCUGCCAGAGAAAAGGAUGCAGAUUCAGGGCGGGAAAGAGUUGUUCCCACUGAACCAGCCAUUAAAAGGAUCAAAGAAGAGCCUCCUCAGAAGACUGAUGGAAGUAAACCACAUACUUCUGAGAAACUCAUGCUUCCUCGCAAAUUGGCCCAGUCUAGACCGGUCAAGCAACACCAAGAGCAAAAAGCAGUCAAAGAUGAACCUAAAGAUAAAAAAGAACCAGUCAAAGACUCUACAAAAGUUGAGAAACCUCCUGCUAAAGAUGGAAAGCCCAAGUUGGAAAAGCCCAUCAAAGCUGAUGAGAAACCUGUCAGCAAAGCAAGUGAGAUGAAGGGGGAAAAAAGGAAACGAAAAGAGGAAAAGCCACUUGUGAAGGAGUCAGAGUUUAUGCCCAACAAAUCUCCAAGGGUGGAAGUUGCUGAGAUUGCCAACGUCUCGCCCAAGCCCAAGCCGAAGGUGGAGAAUGAGAAGCCGAUGCAGAAGGAGAAGCCUGCCAUUCCUUCUCUGAUGGAUAUUAAACCUGAACCUGUUAGAAAGAUCAAACUCAAUCGUGAGAUUGGAAAGAGGAUUGUGAGUACUGAGCGACUUUCUUCAGAAGAAUCUGGUGCUGGGAAGAACAAACUAGACCAGAAGUCAAAGGUCAAGCUACGACGACAGGGGCAUGGCACAGACCGAUCUGGAUCCACAUUGGUUGAUUACACCAGCACCAGCUCGACUGGCGGUAGUCCCAUCAAAAGGCAUGAGGAGAAACCAGACCUGAAGAAGACUGUGGUGAAAACGCUGGAGGAAUACACCAAUGAUAGCUCAACACCUGCUGAGGAUGAAAUAGUCAUGAUCCAGGUACCUCGCUCCAAAUGGGAGAAGGAAGACUUUGAAUCUGAGGAAGAUGAAUCCAAGGUCACACAUGCCUCUUCUGGAAAUGGAAAUGCUUCCGCUGCUAAUACGGCUGCUCUUGCUACUUCACUAUCUAGCGACAAGGAGACUAGUAAAACACUCCAUGACUUUAAUGAUGUUCAACUUGAGGCUAAACCUUCCAAGGAUCUGUCAGGUGAUAAGGAGAAAGACACUGAUUGGGAAAGGGAGCGUGAUAGAGGCAAAGAACGAGACAGAAGCAACUCUGAUCGUGAUGCCUCAGACAGAAAGAAACCUGGUACGUUAAAUCAGGACCGGGAGCGAGUACAGGAGAAAGGAAGUGACCAUGGAAGUGAGAGAAGCUCCUCAUCUCAGUCUUCCAGAGACAGACAGACUGAUAGGACUGCAUCAACAUCCAGGAAGCCAUCAAGUAGGGAAAACAAUUCAAGUCUUGGUGACAAGAAACAGGACAACCGCAGCAGCACAAAAGACCACACAGAUUUUCGUCAGAGAGACACGAAAUCAAGAGAACAGCUCAGGAAGAAAGACUCACCAUCUCCACCCUCAAAAAUGCCAACAGACACCACUAAAAGGGUGCCUAUUGCAUCCCAGGAGUCCAGGAUGUCUGAAUAUAGUCCUUCCGCAGAGAGGAAGGUAUUGUCUCGGGAGUCCAAAAGGGCUUCCUCUGAGGACUCUAAAGCAGACAAGGCAGUACACAGAGAAGGAACAAGGCACUCUGAUAAUCGGAUCGCAAAGGACAAGGAGCAACACAAAGUGAACCAAAGCACCACAUUGAUAGAGACCAGGAGUGAUGCUGAGAGAAGUGAUGCUCGAAUAAAGCCUCCUUCAGCCCGUUCCAUGCGUUUGUCCUCAGACUUGACACGGGAGACAGACGAGGCUGCCUUUGUCCCAGACUACAGCGAGAGUGACAGCGACGCAUCAGAUCCAGAUAACAAGGCGGAGCCAAAGGAAAAGGGACAGGAAAGCAGUGUAAGUCCUGUCCACAGUAGGAGUGCUAGCCCCACUGGAAGUCAUGCCAACAGCAGCAGCCCAAGCUCACCAGGUAGUCAGGACAGCAAGAAAAAGAAGAAAGAGAAGAAGGAGAAGAAGGAGAAGAAGAAGCACAAAAAGCACAAGAAACACAAAAAACACAAGAAGCAUGUAGGCAACGAAUCGGAGUCUGAUGCCAAGGGACAAAAACACAAGCAUAAGAAAAAGAAAUCAAAAAAGAAUAAGGACAAGGACAAGGAGGAGAAAGACAAAGAUAAAGAGGAGAAAGACAACAGGACGAAGGAUGGACAAAACGAAGCACCUGUUUAAGACCUUGACACUUCAUGCGAGUUGUUUUAUAAAGCUCGAUGGUACAGCGAGUAAACAUUUCUGCAUAUUAUAAAGACUACUGUUCAAGCUGAUUAUUUUGUUUGUGUUCCAUAGAAAUUAAUGAUUUAACCAUGCUAAACUCUGCCACAUGAAGAGGGGAGCCUCCUUUAAUAAUGAAGGCUGAUGUAAUAAUUUGCUCAGAAUUUUUUGAUGCAUAUUUUGGAUCUGUUAAUUGUUUUCUGAUGGUUUUGGCAUUAACUAUGUAGAGGCUGUAAAACAGGCACUUUAGAUAUGUGAAUAGAAAUGUGCCCUUUUUACAUCUCCCUUUUGUUUUUCUAAUUGGAGGAGGCCGAUCAUUAACGGUAUAAUAAAUAUUGUUACUGUUCCAACUGGAUAUAGCAUGGGCGGUGGGCACAGCAUGUAAUGAUCUGCUUCAGAGAUGUUUGCACUGUGAAUAUUUUCCUCUACUCUUGAGUUUUUAUGUUACAUCACAUUCUCAUGAUGGUUAAUUUAAAUUACCAAUUGAAAAGGUUUUGUUUAAAGUAAUAAAAUUGAGCAAAAAUCCAA
This is a messenger RNA of Ictalurus furcatus (blue catfish), 6687 nucleotides long. RefSeq names its product retinoblastoma binding protein 6 (gene rbbp6). Bases 847 to 6120 code for a protein of 1757 amino acids. Gene Ontology annotation, molecular function: nucleic acid binding; ubiquitin protein ligase activity; zinc ion binding. The transcript is spliced from 17 exons. The record is from RefSeq and is a predicted model, not a curated record. NCBI's taxonomy places the organism in Eukaryota, Metazoa, Chordata, Actinopteri, Siluriformes, Ictaluridae. Gene Ontology annotation, biological process: ubiquitin-dependent protein catabolic process; mRNA processing; protein ubiquitination. Gene Ontology annotation, cellular component: nucleus.